CCCUGUGCCCUACUGGUGCCAGGGGAUGCCGGGAUGCCGGUGCCCACGUGCCCUCAGCGCCCUGCCCUGAGCCCGGAGCCCGGCUGUGCCAUGGAGGAUCCGCCCGGCACCAGGACCGAGGCGUGGGCCGAGGGGCUCCAUAACGCCAACAACAACGCCUCCCCUGGGGGGUGGCCUGGUUCCCGUGGUGGGCACCCCCUGGCAGCUUUUGGGGGUCCCGGAGCCAAACCCAGCUACCUGGACCGCGUGGUGCAGGAGAUCGUGGAGUCAGAGCGCACCUACGCCCGUGACCUGCGCAGCAUCGUAGAGGGUUACCUGGGCAAGAUCAUCGACGCAGAGGAGCCGGUGCUGCGACCGGAGCAGGUCAGCGCGCUCUUCGGGAACAUCGAGGACAUCUACGAGCUCAGCAGCACCCUCCUGCAAAACCUGGAGAGCUGUGCCAAUGACCCCGUGGCUGUGGCCGUGUGCUUUGUCACCCGGAGCCAGGAAUUUGCUAUCUACACCCAGUACUGCAAUAACUACCCCAGCUCGGUGGCAGCACUGACCGAGUGCAUGAGGAGCAAGGUCCAGGCACGGUUCCUGCGGGAAUGCCAGGAGCGGCUGCGCCAUGCGUUGCCCCUUGGCGCCUACCUGCUAAAGCCUGUCCAGAGGAUCCUCAAGUACCACCUACUGCUCCAGGAGAUCGCCAGGCACUUCGAGCACAAGGUGGGGGACGACUAUGAGCUGGUGCUGGAGGCCAUUGACACCAUGACCUGCGUGGCCUGGUACAUCAAUGACAUGAAGCGCAAGCACGAGCACGCCAUCCGCCAGCAGGAGAUCCAGUCGCUGCUGCUGGGCUGGAAGGGGCCAGACCUGACAAGCUACGGGGAGCUGGUGCUGGAGGGCACAUUUCGGACACAGCGGGUGCGCCACGACCGUGCCCUCUUCCUCUUCGACAAGGCCCUGCUCAUCACCAAGCGCCGUGGUGACCACUAUGUCUACAAGAGCCACAUCCCGUGCUCCUCGCUGAUGCUGAUUGAGAGCACACGGGACUCGCUGUGCUUCAGCCUGGCACACUACAAGCACGGCAAGCAGCAGUACAGCCUGCAGGCCAAGAGCGUGGAGGAGAAGCGCGUGUGGACUCACCACAUCAAGCGCCUCAUCCUGGAGAACCACCACGCCACCAUCCCCCAAAAGGCUAAGGAAGCCAUCCUGGAGAUGGACCUGUUCUACCCCCCACGCCUGCCCCGCUGCAGCCCCGAGCGCCUGAAGAAGAGCUGGUCCUGCCAGCCCCUGGGUGACACUGCCACCGAGCCACUCCAGGGACGCCGGCAGUCUGAGCCCUUCCAGCACCAGGGGCACACGGAGACGCUGCUGGAGCGGCUGCAAGGACACGGGGGGCGCAGGCAGUCGGGUGUGAACAGCGGAUGGGAUCAGGGGGCUCGGGAUGCUGAUGAGUUGGGGGACACGGGGGUGAUGCCACUGUCACUUCCCCUGCCCCCAGAGCCCACCAAGCACAACCUGUGGCACCUGGGCGAGCAAGGUGAGCCAGCACAACUCCGACACCGGU
This is a messenger RNA of Cyanistes caeruleus (blue tit), 1549 nucleotides long. The record is from RefSeq and is a predicted model, not a curated record. Lineage: Eukaryota; Metazoa; Chordata; Aves; Passeriformes; Paridae.